UUCAUUAGCAACUAAAUGAUGAGCAACGCAGACUUUCUGACUUAUUUUAAUUCAUGUUGCCUAAAAGCCAGAUUCUAAUACUCUGAAUUUCACAAGCCUAUAAUCAAGAAACCAACAAAUGCUAUCAGCAACUUUGGCACAGGUUAGCGCUGCAACUGUGCAUAGACCAAAGGUAUGUACUUUUACAUAAGUGUGUUUGCAUGCAUGUUCUUUUCAUUCCACAAACAGGCCCAGUCUAGAUGCACAUAAACCCAGGGCCCUGGAGCAGCACUGACUUCAAGAAGAAAAAAAAGAACAGAUUCCUUUUUCUUUAAUCAUUACUGCUUAAUAGAACACCUGGCACAAGUACUGGGAGUGUGAACUGCAUGCUUGUUUCUAUUAAUCACACUGUGGGGACACUAAUCUGUUCACACUGCCACAUUAGAGGGAUGCACCUCCCAUCUGGGCUCAACAGCUCAUCUCCAGUUUGACAUCACCACAAUGGCUGAGAUGAAUGGCACACAGUUUCCUGUGAAACAAAUCCCAACCAGCCUCAACACAUCCAGAGACUCUUGGCAGGACGAUGCAAUCAGGGGAGUCCAAAUGGCAGCUACCUUGCUCAUUUUCCUGGUUGGCAUACCUCUGAAUGGGCUGGUGGUUUGGGCACUUGGACUGCGGAGUCAGCGUCACCUGGUACGCAGAGGCAGCGGUGAAGAGACACGUGCCGCCAGCAGUUUCCGUAUCUAUGUAUUGAACCUGGCCCUGGCCGACCUGGUGCUGCUCCUGCGUACCCCCCUCAUGCUUGGCUACCUCGCUCACAACAACAGUUGGCCAUUUGGCAUUGUCUUCUGCCACCUGGUCAUGUUCUUCCGAGGUCUGGGGUUGUACGCCUCAGCUUUCCUCCUCUGUGCUGUGGCUCUGGAGCGAUGCCUGUGUCUACUGAAGCCUGUGUGGGCUCGACUACGCCGCCCCUCCUGGGCUGUUCCUCUGGUUUGUGGCAUCUUAUGGCUGUUAGCAACCGUCCUGUCUGCACCCUACCUCUACAGCGCCACCCUGAAAGAAAUCAACGGGACAUACCAGUGCAUUGAGAAGGGAAAGUUUGACAUGGGCUUGUUUGUCACAGAGACUGUAGCAGGUUUCAUUUUGCCCUUGCUUGUGUUCUUAGGAAGUAAUUUGGCUGUUGUGCUCACCAUUCAUCAAGCAAUGCCCUCAACACCAACCUCAUCCAGCCCUUCAAAUGCUCGCAAGAUGGCAAGGAUGUACCAAGUGCUCUUUUUCACAAUGCUCCUCUUCCUCACUUGCUGGGUACCCUACUUUGUUUGUCGGUUCCUGCGGGCCCUGGCUGACAUACAAUCUGAACUGUAUAAAAGAGCAACUAUUGCAACAUACUACUCUCUGUUCCUGGUGUACAGCAAGAGUGCUCUAAACCCUGUGCUGUAUGUGUUUGCUGCUCGAGGCUUAGGCCGUGCUAUCCGAGCUUCACUGGUCUCCACUAUUGAACGACUUUUCAAUGAUGACUCCAUGGAAUCCAUACGAAGGAAGUCACUUAAGAACUCCCAGAUGUAGCCAAGAGGUCAACAAUGUUGAAAUUUAAUUAAACAAAGGUUAAAAACUUUAAAAUAUACACACGCCUUUGCAUUUUAAAGAAGUUGUUACAUGUAAUUUAAAUUGGUUGACCCUUUUCCAUUUGGGCAAAAAGUUCCACAACUUCUUCAUCUGUUUUACAGUUUUACAAUAGUAAAAAAAAGUCAACUAUACUAUUGACUGUCUUCUCAAUGGAAGAGCGGAGAGGAGGCUGGCGUUGACUAUAUUAUUAUCAUUGCUCACCAGUAACAUUUUUGGAUAUUUUUCUUCUUUACCAUCACUCGGGGACUCCUGUUUCUGUUCAUCGGUGCCACCGUGAAGUAUUCACUUGGACAGCCUCUCAGUUUUUCCUGGUGAAGUCAGUCUCUAUGCCUGGCCCUGGAACCCACAUCUUCCUCCUUCAAUUCACAGAAUGUAACGAGGCCACUCUACAAAUUCAAAUUGCCUCCUUCUCCCCAAGACUAUACUCAGCACUUUUAAGAGACUUUUAAAAAAAGAAAUGUAUUUUUAAUAGAUCUUUUGUCUUUUAAUUAUUUUCUGAUGUUUUAUGUUUGUUUUGUCUUGUAGCACUUUGAGCUUUGCUUUGUAAAUGUAAAGUGCUUUAUAAAUUAAAUGUAUUAUCAUUAUUAUUAUUAUUAUAUUAGAUUAACCAAAAUGUGAACUCUUUAAGCACUAAGGGGCUGAGUUACUGUAAAGCAAGGUAUCCAAUUUAGGCCAGUGUUUCCCAAAUGAGUCUGAAAGCCACAGCAAAUAAAGAAGUUAGUAGUGUUACACUCCAGAUAAGUAGAGAUAUUUUGAUCAAACCUUAAGGAGAGCUUAGUUGGAUCAUAGUUCGAUUACACCCGUUUCCGUCUCUUCACCUCCUAACACACUUUGUGACAGAAAUUUCCCUCCAAUGGAUAAACAUUUAAUUUAGAGACCUGGACUGAUGAUGCCUAGGCAAUUUCAACAUUUCAGAUAAAGACAGAAGAAACAAAACAGUGAAUCAGGCUGGGUUUCUCUACUGCCAGCCAAGAAUAAGAAACUAUGUGGACACGAAUGUCAUUUGACAAAGUUAAUGACUGAGACUCCAAAAAUGCUGCUUCUGUUACAACACGCUGAAGGCUGGACCAUAAUUGGGCAUGUAAAUGAAAUCGUGAAUCAUCUUGUCCAUUUGUUAGUUGGCAGGAAACGCCUUCAUGGUAAAUAACAAGCCAAUGUCAACAUAUCAUACUUUUAUUGCCAAUUCCUUUGCCCCAGGGUAACAUCCCACAUGUGGAGGGCUCAGAGUCAGAGUCAAGGUUGUAUGCUCUGUCUCUGUAUGGUCCAAGGAAUGUAAUACAGGUUGUACCUUAUCAAAAUCAACAAUGACUCAGAUCCACUCCUAGAUGGACGUAAUAAAGUGGUUGCUCAAUGUAUUUCUGUAGACUCUUUAAGGACUGAAACACAACAUGCGGAAAAGGGUCAUUAUCUCAUUGUAAAUGCACCUUUUUAUGCUAAGAUAGCUUUACUAAUGUUUGUUCUUAAUAAAAUCACACAUGUUAAUUGUUCAUACAUUGUUGAAAAAGGGAAAAUCUUAAUUAAUUUGUAGCACUUUACAUUUAUUUCCUUUCUACAUUAAAACAUGA
Molecule: messenger RNA, 3170 nt
Organism: Scomber scombrus (Atlantic mackerel)
Lineage: Eukaryota; Metazoa; Chordata; Actinopteri; Scombriformes; Scombridae
Product: prostaglandin D2 receptor 2
Exons: 3
Coding region: 481-1545 (354 amino acids)
Biological process (GO): positive regulation of cytosolic calcium ion concentration; inflammatory response; complement receptor mediated signaling pathway
Cellular component (GO): plasma membrane
Molecular function (GO): G protein-coupled receptor activity; complement component C5a receptor activity
Source: RefSeq, a predicted model, not a curated record